AUGUGCGAUCCUUUGUGGAAACCAAGUGAACAGACAAAAGUGAAAGAAGUCGUCAGUACUAGCAUGCACACGAGUGGGACUGGCGAAGAUGUGAAGACAGGUACUGUCGUCUUACUUCAAACGUUCAGGGCAUGGGCCGUAGCUGAAGGUCGCAGUCUAUAUCUCAGGGGAGUCAUUGACGGCGGUAGUCAACGAACCUUCGUGCGCCAAGACAUUGCCAGAGAACUGAAUCUUCCUUCUGCCGGAGAAAUAGACGUCACGAUAAAUACUUUCGGGAACAGGACUUCCAGAAGGGAGAAGCAGCGUCGGCGUUUGGUCAAACUGUGCUUACGCAGUCAAUACGGAGGGGAAGCACAUGUCUUUGAAGCAAUCGAGGUACCAUUCAUUUGUGAAGAUCUUGUGACAUGCCCAUUGGAUAACGAGGACGUGCGUACUUUUCUUCUAAGUGAAGAGAAACUAGCCGAUGAGUGUCGCUUCUCAGGGGUACGGACAGAAGAUGGAAUUGGCGUGCUUUUAGGCUCUGAUCAAAUGUGGAAGAUCAUGACGAGGCAGGUGCGGCAAAGCAAUGCCCAGAAUAAUCUUGUUGCCAUCAACACUGCUCUGGGUUGGACUUUUCAAGGACCGGUAUCAGUUAGAUCUUCACUCGAGAACAAAGACAGCACUCUAGUUUGUGUGCUUCGCACUGAUGCCACUCACGAGGCGUCAUUACAGAUGUUCUGGGAAAUUGAGCAUCUGGGUAUUACGGACGGAAAUAGUAAUGAUGAAGGCGACGACAAAGUUCUUUGUCAAUUUAAGGAAACCGUACAGAAGGUUGGCGGAAGAUAUGCCGUCACUCUACCUUGGAAGAACGAUUUCGUCCUUAACGAUAAUUUGGAAGUAGCCGAGAGUCGGCUCAAAGGACUCCUAAAAAAGCUAAAGAAAAAUGGUUUGAUGGCAGAGUACGACGCUGCGAUGAGGAAGUACGCAAGUGACGGACAUGCGGAGAAGGUACUCGUCGAGUCAGAGAACGGCAAACAACCUCAGCAAGUCUAUUACAUGCCGCAUCAAGCUGUGGUCAAACAGGAAUCAGAAACCACAAAGCUUCGUGUUGUCUUCGAUGGAUCCUCGCAUGCACCUACCGUAGCUUCACUGAACGAUUGCCUGGAAAAAGGACCCAGUCUGAAUACGGAUCUUCUGCCGGUCUUGAUACGUUUCCGAAUGUACCGUAUCGGUCUGGCAGCAGACAUUGAGAAAGCCUUUCUUCAGGUUGAGGUCCAAGAAAGGGACAGGGACGCUUUGAGAUUUCUGUGGUGUCAAGAUGGUCCUACGGAAGAUAUUUCUCAGAAUCCGGUGGAAGUAUGGAGAAUGAAACGUGUACCCUUCGGAACGACAGCGAGCCCCUUUCUUUUGGCGGCCACACUGAGACAUCACCUAGACAACGUCAAAGGGCAUUUCCAACGGACGGCACGGCACAUUGUCAAUAGUUUCUACGUGGACGACCUAUUGACGGGUUCAUCAACGGUGGAUGGAGCAAUAACGAUAUACAACGACGCUUCAUCUAUCCUUCAGGAAGCUGGCAUGAAUUUACGAAAAUGGAUUUCAAACGCAGAAGAGGUACGAAAACAGUUUGGUGAGCAAGACACCAACAGUAGACAAGAGAGGACCCUGAGUUGCAGGGAGGAUCGGAAAGUUCUCGGUAUACUGUGGGACACGUACGGUGAUACUCUCAAGGUAUCAGGCAAACGCAUGCUAGAGGAUGGCGUAGCGCUCAUUAGCAGUAAACGCGGAAUUCUGAGCGCAGCAGCGAAGCAGUUUGACCCUCUGGGCAUGCUCUCUCCGUUCAGCAUUCGAAUCAAAAUGCUGUUUCAACGUUUGUGGGAGGAGAAGCUUGAUUGGGACACGCCUUUGACCGGAAAUAUACAAGAGCUGUGGCAUACCUGGUGGUCGGAGCUGCCAAAGUUGGAGAACAUCGCACUAAAUAGGUGUCUCGUUCCAGACGGAAAUUACAACUUCAAGUAUGAGCUUCACAUCUUCAGCGACGCUAGUCCUUAUGCAUACGGAGCCUGUUUGUAUUUAAGAGCCAUUGCAAAUGGAAGAACAGCGAAGGUCGGGUUUGUGUUUGCAAAGGCUCGGGUGGCGCCUUUGAAGGCCCUAACUUUACCACGACUAGAGCUUAUGGGCGCCCUGUUGGGAGUGAGGCUAUCAAAGAAAAUAACUGAAGCUUUGACGCGACUGAAAGACGUGACCUGCGUAUACUGGACAGAUUCGUCAAUCACCCUUUGUUGGGUACGAGGUUCUCCGUUACGUUGGAAACAAUUUGUAAGAAAUAGAGUUAUUGAGAUCCAGGGAAAAAGCGACGUAUCAGCUUGGCGAUUUUGUCCUGGGAAAGAAAACCCAGCUGACCUAUUGACCAGGGGGGAGUCACUUGAAACGCUUGAGAAGUGUGACACAUGGUGGAACGGACCAAAGUGGCUCGAACGGGACGAAGACGAAUGGCCUGCUCAAACGGUGCUUCCGGAAAUAAAGGACCUUACUGAUCAAGAGGAUGUGCACAAUGACGCCACUACGUUGCAAAGUUCUGUCAAUAUAGGAGUUCCCGCUGUACUGGACCUCGACCGAUUCAGCAGUUUGCGUAGAGCUCUCAGAGUGACAGCGUGGAUCAAACGGUUCGUCGACAAUAGCCGACCAGGUAACCCACGGGUCUUAGGGGCACUCUCAACAGAAGACAUUAGUUGGGCAGAGAACUAUUGGAUGAAACGAGCUCAAGAGGAAAGGUAUGGACUCGAGAAGCAAACCCUGAGUCUGGGAAAGGCGUUAGAGAAGAACUCGGCUGUAGUGAAGCUAGCACCUUUUCUUGACAACGAAGGAAUCAUGCGGAUCUCCGGACGUCUUCAUUUCUUGGAAAUUUCAGGAACAGUAAAGCACCCGAUUCUGCUUCCACCCGACCAUCGAUUUACGGUACUGACUGUGGAAUCAGUGCACCUGAGGGUUCUGCACGGAGGAGUGCAAGAUACCCUAACUGAACUUCGGGAGCGAUUUUGGAUUCCAAAAGGACGACAGAUUGUGAAAAAAGUAAUCUUUCACUGCAGGGGUUGUACCAGGUACCGCGCCAAAGCAGCGACAGCAAGAAUGGCUCCAUUACCACAGGAUCGAGUAGAAGCCGGUACGCCAUUUGAAGUCGUCGGGAUUGAUUUUGCCGGUCCUGUUUUCUUCAAAGGAGCAGUACGCGACGAAAAGUCCUACAUUUUGCUCAUCACAUGUGCGACAACUCGAGCCAUUCAUUUAGAGCUCGUAUCUAAAAUGUCCACAGAAUGCUUCCUGCUAGCCUUCUCCAGGUUCAUUGCUCGGCGAGGCAUACCUAAAGUGAUAUACACUGACAAUGCACUAACCUUCAAGAAGGCGUCGAAAGACAUAAGUAUUUUCUGCGACACUUUGCAAAGACAGCGUUUUCACGACUAUUGUACGGAGAAAAUGAUAACAUGGAAGUUUAUCAUGACAUAUGCUCCAUGGUGGGGAGGGUUCUGGGAACGUUUGGUAAAAACAGUGAAAGGGACCCUCCGGAAGACACUGGGCCGUAACAGAUAUGGGUUUGAAGAACUGACUACAAUCUUACAGCAAGUUGAAGCAGUUGUAAAUUCAAGGCCACUUACCUAUCUUGGUGACUGCCCAGAAGACCUUUCCCCUCUAACUCCCGCACAUUUCCUGACGGGAAAGAGACUCACGUGUUUGCCAAUGGCUCCUAUACCAACGCCGCGAUCAACGAGUGCACAAGUUAAAGCUAACUGGAUAAAGCACGAAAGAGCUAUUGACAGCUUCUGGAAGAGGUGGCUGAAAGAGUACUUGCUACAACUUCGUUCAGCUCAUAGUUGGAGUGUACAUAAGUCUUUGCCAGUGAAGGAGGGCGAUGUGGUGUUGAUCAGCGAAGAAAAGGUUCCUCGACACAUGUGGAAGAUGGGAAGAGUUGCUACUGUGUUUUGGGGGCGGGACAAGGUGGUGCGGGCCUGCGCAGUGAAGCUGCCAGACAAAACAGUACUGCGACGACCGGUGCAGCUUCUGUAUCCUCUCGAAAUGGUGUAA
Ornithodoros turicata is the source of this 4056-nucleotide messenger RNA. RefSeq lists its product as uncharacterized. The coding region runs from base 1 to 4056 and encodes 1351 amino acids. Gene Ontology annotation, biological process: DNA integration. NCBI's taxonomy places the organism in Eukaryota, Metazoa, Arthropoda, Arachnida, Ixodida, Argasidae. The transcript has a single exon. The record is from RefSeq and is a predicted model, not a curated record. Gene Ontology annotation, molecular function: nucleic acid binding.